AUGGUUUGGCAAGGAUGCAAUAUUGACGGGAGCGUGAACGAUUCGAACUUCAAUGAGCCGAUGCCAUGGAUCGGCAUCUAUGUUGCAGCAGCGUCUCUGGUGUGCUCCCUCGCGAUGGGUGCAGAUGCUUUCUUGGCCCUCCGUCACAAAAAAUUCUGGUUUCCCUGCAAAUUUUUUUCUCUUAAUGCCACUUCCUUGACCAUAAUAGCUGUGGCGACCAAACUGUCUGUGGAUCUGAAUACUUCCAUGCCUCGCUGCCAGGAUCAGCUCUCCAAACUGAGCAGCACCGUGAUGAUGUGCACGGUAAUGGGUAAUUUUAUGCCUUCAAUAGGGACCAUGGAGAACAAAGAAGUAUUUUCAAAUGUCAUUGCUCUGGGCAUUCUGGUGAUAACCCUGAUGGUAAACGUCUGCAUCCAAAUGGGAACUGGAGUGAUUUAUGUUUACUGGAAAGAACAUGCUGUCGUGAUGUUUAUCAUGCUUGUUUUGCUACUGAUCUUGAGUUUUUCUGCUUUAACUGUUCCAACUACAAAGCAUUAUUUUGAAUUGAAGUACCGCAAAAAAUAUGAAAUAGCUGUGAAAGAAAGUUCCAACGAAACAGACAUACCAGUGUUCAAGAAACUCAGAGAAGACCUAAUGAAAUAUUGGAUCAUGGCCCAUAGCAGCUGCCCCCAGUUUGUGAUAGGGCGCUCCGUGACAUGCACUGCUUCUGGGGCACUCUGUCUCCUGAGUGCUGCAAUUUUAGUGGAAGCAUGGAUUCGAUCUUACCUGAUGCCCUGGUCCUUUAAAUUUUGCAGUGGCGAGUCUGAUUACAAGUGGUCAGUCACUUUAAUUCUCAUUAGUCAGACUGUUGCUGUGGGAGUGGGUACUAUUGGCCCAGCAUUUAGAUGGUUCGUUGCCAUACUUCUCAGAUGUCCAAAGAAAGGGGGAAAAAGCUUCAAAGAUGAGUUCAAAGUGGAGAAAUACUGGGUCCAGAGGCUGGUAGAGUGGAGAGGGUGCCCAAUAGGUUUACCAAUCCAUGGUCGGCAUUGUAGGAAACUUGCCCAUGACACAAGAAACCUACUUGCAGACCUCUGUAUCAGGAUACAGACUGGCAUAGUGCUGGUGAGUAAAGCAGUGAGGCUCGUUUCCAUCUUCUUUAUACGCUUCUUGUUGAUUUUCUCCUGCUGGUUCAUGGAAUUGAGAAGGAAGCUUAAACUGAAUAACAGCAUUUCCAACAAUGAAUCUGGGUCAGAGUCGUUGCAACCCAAUCUGAAGCCGGAUCUCAGCCGUUUUGUUUUGUAUCUUGAAGGAGAGGAAAAUCUGGUUGACCUGAUGGCAAAAAGCAAUUGUAAUGCUACUGAUUGUUGGAUUAGUAUGGGAAGAAAGACUCAACCAAAAUAUCUCAUGCAACUGCUGGAGAAACAUAUGUCCUCACAAGGAUUCAAGGGACUAGAAACAUUUGAUAGUGACAAAGUUCCCUCCCUAGAUUAUAAAAAAGUUCCCAAUUGUUGGGCUCUUCCUGUGGUGAUACUAACCACCAUUGCAGUCUCUCUCCCUAACAUUGAUAAAAGUUCAAUCAAACGUUUGAUGCGGGGUGUAAAUGAAGGCCUCCGUUAUGUCAGGCUCAUAGACCAGAACCUUGAUGACAAAGAAAAACUGAUCAACAUCAGGAAGGCAGCCGACACAGUAUGGCUAGAAGUUGAUCUCUAUCACAAGUGGCUAGGUGUGGAUAUCCGUAAAAUGGCUCUUCAAGCAAAAGGCCCCAAAGAAGUAGUUGAAGAACUUGCUGAUAUUGCAAAGAACAGGAUUAUGGAAUAUAGCCAAAAGACUACGGCUGGAUGUUUAAACGAGACCCCUUCCAAGUUGCCCAUGAAGGUACUGGCUGCCAAUUCCAUGUACAGAAUAGCUCAAACCAUUCUGCUGAAUGACAAGUGGAUAAAUGAGCAGAUGAGUGUGAAAUUAUUUGAAGAGUUAUCGGUUGGGAUCUCUGAUAUACUGGCCGCUUGUCUUACCAACAUACCGCGUGUUAUACACAUGGAGUGCAUUUCCAGCAUAAUUGAAGAAAGGGCGGUGAGGGUGGGCCACGCCAUUUUUACCCUGGGAUUAACUGAAAAGAUUUUGAAACUUCUCGACCAGAAGGCACUUCCCUGUUUGGUUACUAAUAAAAUGACUUGUGUUGAUGACUGGCAUUUGUCAAGCAAGCAGCAUCAGUUGCAUUUUGCUCCAUCAUCAGACUGUGAAACAGAGGCUUUGAAUUCAGGUGAUUUGUGUCUGUCAAUUGACUAG
Molecule: messenger RNA, 2265 nt
Organism: Vitis vinifera (wine grape)
Lineage: Eukaryota; Viridiplantae; Streptophyta; Magnoliopsida; Vitales; Vitaceae
Exons: 1
Coding region: 1-2265 (754 amino acids)
Source: RefSeq, a predicted model, not a curated record